This is a messenger RNA of Sipha flava (yellow sugarcane aphid), 1171 nucleotides long. Its product is annotated as arginine-hydroxylase NDUFAF5, mitochondrial. Gene Ontology annotation, molecular function: S-adenosylmethionine-dependent methyltransferase activity. The coding region runs from base 111 to 1136 and encodes 341 amino acids. Lineage: Eukaryota; Metazoa; Arthropoda; Insecta; Hemiptera; Aphididae. The record is from RefSeq and is a predicted model, not a curated record. Gene Ontology annotation, cellular component: mitochondrion. Gene Ontology annotation, biological process: mitochondrial respiratory chain complex I assembly. The transcript has a single exon.
CAGUUACUAUACGAAAUAAAUUUAACAUUUUUAUUACAAAAUACUUAAAAAUUUAAUAUUAUGUAAUAUAAAUAACUUUCUAUAUUAAUGAUCUAUUGAUACCAGAUAAAAUGAAUAUUCUAAAAAAAUCAGCUAUUAAUAAAAAUAUAAAAUUAUCAAUAAGAAAGUUAAAUUCAUUAAAAAAUGCUAAUGAACCUUCUUCAAUGACUGUAUUUGACCGAAAAGCUAAGAUCAUUCAAAAACAACGAGCGGCAAUAGCAGAAGAUAGUUCAGUUUAUGAUUACAUCAAAGAUGAAAUUGGAUAUCGUUUAUCAGAUCGUCUUUUUGAUAUAAAACGACAAUUUAAUCUAGUUGUGGAUUUAGGUUGUGGAUAUGGUCAUGUAUCCAAACACAUUUCGAUAGACAAUGUAAAAGAGUUAAUAAUGUGCGAUGUAAGCCAAGAAAUUCUGGAUAAGUCCCAAAAUCCUGAACCUGAUGUUAAGGUUAGUAAAAUAGUGGUAGAUGAAGAGAAAUUACCAUUUGAUAAUGAUAGUAUUGAUUUAUUAAUUAGUUGCUUAAAUCUUCACUGGGUUAAUAAUUUACCAUCAACUUUCCUCCAAAUUAAAAAUUGUUUAAAAAAUGAUGGAGUUUUUUUAGGAGCUAUGUUUGCAGGCGAUACUUUAUAUGAAUUAAGAUCAUCAUUACAAUUAGCGGGUAUUGAGCGUGAUGGAGGUGUAACACCAAGAAUAUCACCUUUUGUUCGUCUCAGGGAUGUAGGAGCAUUAAUGCAAAGUGCAGGAUUUUCAAUGCUAACAUUAGAUACAGAUGAACUGAUAAUAAGAUACCCAUCUAUGUUUGAACUAAUGUGGGACUUAAAAGGCAUGGGAGAAAAUAAUGCAGCUUUAAAACGACCGUUGCGACUUAACAAGGAUACUAUGUUUUCUGCAGCUACUUUAUACAAUAAGCUUUAUGGUAAUCAAGAUAAAGACAAUAAUACUCAAGGUAUUCCAGCUACAUUUCAAAUCUUAUAUAUGAUAGGAUGGAAACCAGAUCCAUCACAGCCAAAACCAUUACCUCGAGGUUCAGGACAAAUAUCAAUUAAAGAUAUAGGAAAGCUUGAUAAAAUUGUUAAAAACAUGGGAAAGAUAGAAUAUUAAAUAUAGUAAGUCUUGAAGAUUAUGUUUUCAAUUUA